AUGGGCAAGGACAAGGACAAGCUCAAGCAGAGCAAAGGCGGCGAUGCAGACGAGGCCGAGCCGCCCAACUUUUACUGCCGUCGCAAUCCGACCAUCCCUCGUCAGGAUCAACCCAGGCCGUAUGCGUUUCUGCAGCGCAUCCUCAACGAGCAUCGCAUUCGAAAUGGAGACAUCGAGCUCGACUCUAGCCUCGAGCAGACUACCAACUCGUUUCCGGGCCACUCUCAGCUUUAUGACGAGCCUGAUUCGAUCGCCGUGCAGGCGGGAGCGGGCGCGAUCGCGGCAGUUCAGAACGGCCUCAAUCUGCGCGAGACGGCAAACACGUUAGCAGAGACGUCGGAAUCGAGCGCGGCGGAGAACGGCUCGGAACACGACUCGGCCACGGCAUCGAGCUCCGAUGCGACGGGUGCUCAGGCUGAGGCUGCCGAGGAAGAGGAAGAGCUGCCUUGGUUCUCGCAGCUCUCGGCCUAUCCGCAGCUCAGGUCGGCAGGCAUCCCGCUCGUGCCCGACGACGCAUCGUCCAGCAAGAUGUCCGCGCUCAACGCUGCUUCGUCCAAGAAACGCGCCACCACCGCCGCCGCGCUCGCGUCCGCAUCGGUUCACAGCCUAGCAGGCUCCUCGAGGCCAAGCUCUUCUUCGUCGUCCACGGCAGCAUUCCUCAACGCUGGCUCGGCGCCUCUCUCUCGCGUCACCUCGCCAAAGACCUCCUACACAGCCGCCAUGGACUCUCUGCCUCGAAGCGGGUCGUCUGCAUCCCUGUCCGAGGCUGUCUCGCUCUCGUCUAGGAACACCACCCUCGUGACUCCGCUUACCUCGACCCUAUCGUCAACAGGCUCCAUCAUGUCCAACUUGAGUACCGACUCCUACUCUCACGACACACGGUCCGGGGGUAUUCCUUCACAUUCACCGCUUGCAGCGCCCAUGUCGGCUUCCACUACGGCCAGCACAAUGUCGCACCAGGUUCAACGCUCGCUUCCCUCGUCUCUAUCCACGCUUCCAGGCGCGGGCAUCUCAGCUGCCAACGCGGGUGCAGCAGCACCUCUGGACUUUCAGGAGGACUUGCUGCCGCCGGACAACUUUGCCAUGGUCAACUCGCACGUCUACCGCUCCAGCUUCCCCAAGAAGAAGCACUUCCCUUUCCUGCGCACUCUCGGCCUGCGCUCCGUGCUCACGCUCAUCCUCGAAGAGUACCCAGAGACAAACGCGAGCUUCCUCGACCAGAACGGCAUUACCUUUUUCCAGUUCGGCAUCCCAGGCAACAAGGAACCUUUCGUAUCGAUCCCCACGGACAAGAUCACCGCCGCCCUUACGACCAUCUUGGACCGAAGGAAUCAUCCCAUCUUGAUCCACUGCAACAAGGGCAAACAUAGGACGGGGUGUCUGAUCGGAUGCCUGAGGAAGCUGCAGCAGUGGAGUCUGACCACCAUCUUCGACGAGUAUAGGAGAUUCUCGUGGCCCAAAAGUCGCAGUAUGGACCAAGAGUUCAUCGAGCUCUACGACGAGUCGGCCGUCUGGAGAGAUAUUGACGUUCGAUGGCUUCCAAAGUGGACACGCACGAUCCGGGACAUCGAAGAUGCACUCGAUGCAGUCCAAGACGACGACGGCGACGACGGUUUCCACGACUCGCUCGCCAUUUGGAGGGGCAUGUAA
Messenger RNA from Moesziomyces antarcticus, 1650 nucleotides. RefSeq names its product ADL204Wp. The transcript has 2 exons. NCBI's taxonomy places the organism in Eukaryota, Fungi, Basidiomycota, Ustilaginomycetes, Ustilaginales, Ustilaginaceae. Gene Ontology annotation, molecular function: phosphatase activity; inositol diphosphate tetrakisphosphate diphosphatase activity. Gene Ontology annotation, cellular component: cytoplasm. Gene Ontology annotation, biological process: protein dephosphorylation. The coding region runs from base 1 to 1650 and encodes 549 amino acids. The record is from RefSeq and is a predicted model, not a curated record.